AUGGAUACAUGUCCUCGUUGUGAUAGUACUGGAAAAUCCACCGACAAAACAGCCGAUUGCAAACCAUGUAAUGGAACAGGUACUAUUUCUGAUGAUCUCGCCUUAUGUUAUCGUUGUAAAGGUGAUGGCAAAUCCAAGGAGACAACAGCGGAUUGCACAGGAUGCGCUGGAAAAGGUACCAUCCCAAGUAGCGCUAAUAAGUGUAGCAACUGUGAUGGCAAUGGCAACUCCUCAGGAACUACAGCGGAUUGCAAUGCGUGUACUGGAAAAGGUUACAAAUAA
This is a messenger RNA of Adineta steineri, 282 nucleotides long. NCBI's taxonomy places the organism in Eukaryota, Metazoa, Rotifera, Eurotatoria, Adinetida, Adinetidae. The record is from the annotation of a GenBank genome assembly.